AUGAGUGAAGCUAAAACUUUGAGAUUGGGUUCAACUGCCCCAGACUUCCAGGCCGAGACCUCCAAUGGCCCCAUUUCCUUCCACGAAUACCUCGGUGACUCGUGGGCGGUCUUGUUCAGUCAUCCAGACGACUUUACUCCCGUCUGCACCACCGAGUUGGGCGCAUUUGCAAAGUUGGAACCGGAGUUUGCCAAGAGAAACGUCAAGUUGAUUGGUUUGUCAGCCAACAAUUCCGACUCCCACAAGGCUUGGAUCAAGGACAUUGACGAAGUCACCGGAUCCAAGUUGAACUUCCCCAUCAUUGCUGACCCCGAGAGAAAAAUUGCCCACUUGUACGACAUGAUUGACUACCAAGACGCCACCAAUGUUGACGACAAGGGAGUCCAAUUCACCAUUAGAUCUGUCUUUGUCAUUGACCCAAAAAAGAAGAUUAGAUUGACUUUGGCCUACCCUGCCAGCACUGGUAGAAACACUGCCGAAGUGUUGAGAGUCGUGGACUCGUUGCAAACCGGUGACAAGCACAGAGUCACCACUCCAAUCAAUUGGGUUCCUGGCGAUGAUGUCAUUGUCCACCCAAGUGUUUCCAACGAAGAAGCCAAGACCCUCUUUCCAAAAUUUAGAAUCAUCAAGCCAUACUUGAGAUUGACUCCAUUGGACACCAAAGAGGAAUAA
This is a messenger RNA of Lodderomyces beijingensis, 672 nucleotides long. NCBI's taxonomy places the organism in Eukaryota, Fungi, Ascomycota, Pichiomycetes, Serinales, Debaryomycetaceae. The record is from the annotation of a GenBank genome assembly.